Messenger RNA from Babjeviella inositovora NRRL Y-12698, 2076 nucleotides. RefSeq lists its product as uncharacterized. Gene Ontology annotation, molecular function: rDNA binding; RNA polymerase I general transcription initiation factor activity. Gene Ontology annotation, biological process: nucleolar large rRNA transcription by RNA polymerase I; transcription initiation at RNA polymerase I promoter. Bases 1 to 2076 code for a protein of 691 amino acids. Lineage: Eukaryota; Fungi; Ascomycota; Pichiomycetes; Serinales. Gene Ontology annotation, cellular component: RNA polymerase I upstream activating factor complex. The transcript has a single exon. The record is from RefSeq and is a predicted model, not a curated record.
AUGUCUGACAGUGAUGAUUUCUAUGAUGAUCCCUUCUACGACGCGAUUGCUUUGAUUGAAAGCCAGCCAACCGAGCGGCCAAGUCCCAAGCGAAAGCUCAAAGAGGUACUGCCGGAGCCUCUACGAUCAGCUGAAGCGCACGCUGAACCCAAUGCUCUCCUGGAAUCUCUCGGUCAAAACAAAAAGCAGAAGCCAAACCCGGACCACUUGAGAAAACGAGGGUUCAAAGGGAAUACAAACUAUGUCCAACUCUACAACAAGGCUGUCAAGGAGUUCUUUGACUAUUCAUCGCCGUCGUUUUUGUUUGACGGCAACGCCAAACCGUUGGCCCGAUCCCGUAUUUCGGUCGCGGGCGACUUGGACUACAUGGAAUUGCUGAAGAGAGACCGCAUGUCUCCUGAGGAGGGGAGUGAGGAUGAGGACGAGGAAGGCGACUCGGACGGCGGAGGUGCUGCAGGCACGGUGUGGACCGGUUCUGAAAAGGAAACAUUCUUCAACUGCUUAGGGAAGUACUCCAUUCACAGACUCGACCAAAUAAAGCUGCAGUUGCCCAAAAAAACAGACCUUGAGAUUCUCAACUACUACUACUUACUCAAAAACGAAAUGAAUUCCUUGAAGCACCGCUCUAAAACGUUCAGGAAGUUGGUGAAGAUCGAUGAGAUGCCCAUUGCGUACGAAAUGAGCAAUCAUUUCAUCGAUAUGGAGGAGAGCCAGGCAUACUUGAUGGAUAUUAUCGAAAGACAAAAAAAUAACGACGAUAUGCAGCGGACGAAGAGUGGGUUGUUGGCUUACAUCUACAAAGACCCGACAGCCGAAGGUGCCACCUUAGCCAAUGUGUAUACACAGCCCAUUGGGCCCGCAGACCUGGAUAUCGACAGUGAUGCAACGAUAGUCUCUGAUGAGGAGCCACAUAAACCCACGAACGAAAACCUUGACUCCUUGAUUAAUGUUGGUAUGGCCGUCCAGUUGUCGCAACUUUACUCCAGGAACACAAUCACUCCGAUAUCCAAGGCCACCCCCAAGAUGAACUUACCGGUUGUCCACAGCUUAGAAACCCUUUCAAUCCAUAUGACCAAAGCCCUCAUCCAUGCAAUCUGCGUGAACAAAAUUACUACCCAUUGGUUCAACCGACACAAAAAGCUUGUCCACCACGAGAAAGACCAAGACAGCGAAGAGUCCGAUAGUGAGGAAAGUGGUAGGAUCUCAAUGUAUGUCUCCCGAACCGAUGUGUUAUUGGCUUUAAAGCAAAUGAAAAAGCGAGGUUCGUGGCACGGAAAUGUUUCCAAGUCUGAGUAUUUCCGGCUCUUACCCCUGCGCUUAGGCUUGGUUUUGGUGGAUUACAAGGGCUCUGAGGUUCCGAUGGUGAAUCUCAACAAGUAUAUUGGAAAAGUUAAACGGGAUAGCUAUUUGAAUGAGGAUUCCUUGGGAGAAGCAAUAGCGAUGAGCCAGUUUGAAAAGGCUGAGGGCAUGGUUGUAGAAGAGAAGGAAGAGGAUGAAUUCUUUGAUGCCAGAGAAGAUAGUUUUGAUAGCAGUGAGGAUGAUGAUUUGAGCAAUCUCCAAUCUCAAAGCACAACCUUAAUUGGGUCAUUGCCCACCUCAUUCUCGCAGAUCAUCAAGCGCCCCUAUGAUUAUGACUCUGACGCUCUGGAUGAAGUCGAAUCUUUCAUCGUCGAUGAUACGGACAAGGUUAUUGACAACAAGAUCGCAGAGAAGCUAUUCGCCCAAGAAACAAUGACAUUGGAUGAAUCUGAUACUACCAGCUCUGUCAGGUAUGAGCAUUUAAUCCUCACCUAUUUGAGCUCUAUGAACCAACCUCGGUUGCACUCCCGAGAAUUGGCGGAGAAGUAUGUUGACUCUUACAAUUUCAACGUUAUCAAACAGGCAGAGAUCAUCAAAAACCAACCAAAGAAGAGAGGGAGAAAAAGCAAGCGAGAAAUAGAAGAAAUCCAACGGUUGGCAGAGGCUGCGGCUAACUCGUCUGGAGCUGCGUCUGAAGCUCUUGCGGAUUCACAGGACUUUUCGGAGAUUACCAGCGACAUGUUGUUGUUACACCAGUAUGAUUUUGCGUCUUACUAA